Molossus molossus (Pallas's mastiff bat) is the source of this 1123-nucleotide messenger RNA. RefSeq names its product GINS complex subunit 3 (gene GINS3). Gene Ontology annotation, cellular component: GINS complex. NCBI's taxonomy places the organism in Eukaryota, Metazoa, Chordata, Mammalia, Chiroptera, Molossidae. Gene Ontology annotation, biological process: mitotic DNA replication initiation. The record is from RefSeq and is a predicted model, not a curated record. The coding region runs from base 241 to 891 and encodes 216 amino acids. The transcript has 3 exons.
UUGCACUGGACUAAGACCUUAUCGAUUGCUUCUGCCUGGGCUGACUCGCCUGGAUCGACUGCUCCUGUCUGGCCCGCCCCCGGGCGCGCGCGGGAAAAGUUUCCAGCCGGCUUGGCAGCCACAGCGACCCAGUCAACCCCCGCAAUCCCCACCAGCCUGCGCUUCCUCCUGUUGUUGCAGCUGACUCCCGGAGGUCUCCCGAAUCACACGAGUGGAAGCAGAGAAGCUCACGCCGCCGCCAUGUCCGAGGCUUAUUUCCGAGUGGAGUCGGGCGCGCUGGGACAGGAGGAGAACUUCCUUUCCUUGGACGACAUCCUGAUGUCCCACGAGAAGCUCCCGGUGCGCACAGAGAUCCCUAUUCCACGCCUCGGUGCAUUCUUCCCGGAGCGGAGCGGGGGGGCCGACACGGACAACGCGAUCCCUCAGGGCUCAAAGCUGGAACUCCCCUUGUGGUUGGCAAAGGGCCUUUUUGACAAUAAGCGGCGGAUCCUCUCUGUGGAUCUUCCCAAGAUCUACCAAGAGGGUUGGAGGACUGUGUUCAGUGCCGAUGCCAACGUGGUGGACCUCCACAAAAUGGGGCCCCAUUUCUACGGGUUUGGCUCCCAGCUCCUGCAUUUUGACAGUCCAGAGAAUGCAGACAUUUCCCAGUCUCUCCUACAGACAUUUAUUGGGCGUUUUCGCCGCAUCAUGGACUCCUCCCAGAAUGCUUACAAUGAAGACACUUCGGCACUGGUAGCCAGGUUGGACGAGAUGGAGAGGGGCUUAUUUCAAACAGGGCAGAAAGGACUGAAUGACUUUCAGUGUUGGGAGAAGGGGCAGGCUUCUCAGAUCACAGCUUCUAACCUUGUUCAGAACUACAAGAAGAGAAAGUUCACGGACAUGGAAAACUGAAGUCCCGAAAAACAUAGAGUUGCUCCUUGUAGACUUAACCCUGUGACCUUGAGAAGAGCCUAGUUGACCCUGUAAAGGGCCAGAGUCAUAUCUCUCUUCUCAUGGCCGGCCGCUGUCUCAGGAGAGGUGUCAUGUGAUUGGGAAAGGACAUGCUGGAGGAUGUCUCUGGCCCUGUAAGUCUCCAGAACUAUCCCAACCUGCUGACCCACAGCCCAGGAGCCACAACAGAGGA